Tachysurus fulvidraco (yellow catfish) is the source of this 2036-nucleotide messenger RNA. RefSeq names its product eph receptor B4b (gene ephb4b). Gene Ontology annotation, cellular component: neuron projection. Gene Ontology annotation, molecular function: transmembrane-ephrin receptor activity; protein binding; ATP binding. The coding region runs from base 1 to 1242 and encodes 413 amino acids. Gene Ontology annotation, biological process: axon guidance; protein phosphorylation; central nervous system projection neuron axonogenesis. The transcript is spliced from 9 exons. The record is from RefSeq and is a predicted model, not a curated record. Lineage: Eukaryota; Metazoa; Chordata; Actinopteri; Siluriformes; Bagridae.
AUGCAACAUCAAAAGCACAGCAGACAGAGGGACUCAGAGGCAGAUAAGAAUGGACACUAUCUCAUGACUCCAGGCAUGAAAGUUUAUAUCGAUCCAUUUACAUAUGAGGACCCGAAUGAAGCAGUGCGAGAGUUUGCUAAAGAGAUUGACGUUUCCUUUGUGAAGAUUGAGGAGGUGAUUGGAGCAGGGGAGUUUGGUGAGGUGUGUCGAGGCCGUCUGCGUAUUCCUGGUAAGAAGGAGAACUACGUGGCCAUCAAAACCCUAAAGGGCGGUUAUACAGAUAAACAGCGCCGGGACUUCCUCUCUGAGGCGUCAAUCAUGGGCCAGUUCCACCAUCCCAACAUAAUCCACCUGGAGGGAGUGAUUACCACUUCCUGUCCCUCCAUGAUCAUCACUGAGUACAUGGAGAAUGGAGCACUCGACUCAUUCCUCAGGAUGAACGAAGCUCAGUUCACCCCCCUGCAGUGUGUUGGUAUGCUCCGUGGUAUAGCCAGUGGGAUGAAGUACCUGAGUGAGAUGGGCUUCGUCCACCGAGACCUCGCCGCUCGGAACAUCCUCGUUAACAGCAACCUGGUGUGUAAAGUGUCUGAUUUCGGUCUGUCCAGGUUCCUCACGGAAAGCUCCUCAGAUCCAACAUACACCAGCUCUCUGGGUGGAAAGAUUCCGAUUCGCUGGACAGCUCCUGAGGCCAUCGCCUUCCGUAAAUUCACCUCCGCCUCCGAUGUCUGGAGUUACGGCAUCGUCAUGUGGGAGGUGAUGUCAUUUGGAGAGCGGCCAUAUUGGGACAUGAGUAACCAGGAUGUGAUCAAUGCUAUAGAACAAGAUUACCGUUUGCCCCGCCCCCCUAAUUGCCCCACCCCCCUGCAUCAGCUGAUGUUGGAUUGUUGGCAGAGGGAUCGUGCUUCUCGCCCCCGAUUCUGUGACCUGGUGAACUCUCUGGACAAGCUCAUCCGAAACCCCACCUCCCUCAAACACACCUCUCAUUCACAAGAAGGGUUGUUGCUGGACCAGCGUCCCUCUCUGUCUCAGUGUGUGUCUGUCAGCGAGUGGCUGAAGGGCAUCAAAAUGGAACGAUAUGAGGAGAACUUCAUUCAGGCCGGGUUCACCACGUUAGAGCUCAUCUCUCAGAUCAGCACUGAGGACCUGUUGCGUAUCGGUGUCACCCUGGCUGGUCAUCAGAAGAAGAUUCUCUCCAGCAUCCAGACCUUGAGAGUCCAAACCAAAAACUCACUGAGAUACUGAACACAAACUCAAUGGAAAAGUUUCCUUCCCAUGAUCCUUUGCACUUUGAGACCACUACACAUGGCAGCCAAUCACAAUGUCUUCACAAGGAAUGCCAUCAUCAGUCACAUCUCACCAUGGUUGUAGAUGUCUCUCCAUCUGUCCUCCCACUGAGCACGACAGCACACACAUUUCAGCAUCCAUCCAGAGCUCCACCUUUGUUCCAAAGUGAAGUGAAUCUUACCGUCAUGCACCUGAAGCCCAGUGAACACGACAGCCAAUCAGAAUACAGUGCGGUUGUGACAUCACACUGAAACGUUUCAAUCUGCCUGGAUAAUCCUCCACUUUGGACUCACCUGAUCCCUUCUCAUCAUUCCUUACACUUCCUGUUUAAGGGGACACUCAGACAAAGUGUCUCGGUUAAGGACGACAUCACGAUGUUAAGUGUGGGCGUGUUUAUGACAUCACAGUGCCUAGCAGACCAUCACUGUGUACGCUAAUGUUAGCCUGAUUGGCUAAUUCUGUGCCUGAGUUUUGCAAAGUUACAUUUGAUAAAAGAUUUAGUUUUACAAUUGAUGUUGUGGUUGCCUUGACAGCAGUUGCCAUAGUAAUUUUGUCGCUAUGGACACCAUCAUGACGUCACAGCUCUUUUGCCGUUCCCUGAUGGUUUGGACCAAUCAGGAUGCAGGCAGGAGGACGCAUUGCAUUGUGGGAGAUUAAAACAGGAAUCUUCAUAUUGAAGGACUGUUAUAUUUGCAGAUGAUUAUUUUGUAUUACAUUUUUUUGUAUGAAAUAAAUGAUAAAAUAUAAAAAGG